GAUAGAAAGGAGGGGGGUCAGUGAGAGAAAGGAGGAAGGAGGAUGUUGCUUUUCGUGAUGCUAGGUUAGGCCAGGAUGCAUCAGCUACAGUGAUAUGGUGGGUGACUUUGCUACAUAGCUCUGCUACAUUGUUCCGCCGUUCCGUUAUAGGGAACAGAAGAUGUUCCAGGCACAGACAGCAGUUUGAUGUGAGAGGAGCAACAAAAAGAGAGGAGUAGCGGCAUUGGUGGAGGAGGAGGAAAGAAGAGGACUAUGAGAUCUGGGUAUCCACAUCCUAUACGUUCAAAAUGAUGAAGACGGAGGGUAAGAACUCGGGUGGGGGUCCCAGGAGUUCCUCCCCUCAUAGGAAUGCUUAUGAAGUUGGGGUGCAGACAUUGUGCUCUGGCAAAGAUGGGUUACCAGAGUCAGAAUCUGAGGAUAACCAUAAAUCGCGGUGCAAAUACGGGUCCAAUGUUCACCGAAUCAAGAACAUGUUUCUACAAAUGGGGACAACCCCAAUGGGUGCAGAGGUGGACAGUGGAAAGACAAGGGAAAAGCCGUCAAAACUGACAUUGCCGCGGGCCAGCAGCCUAAAUGAGAAUGUCAACCACAGCGCCCUUUUGAAGCUGGGUACCAGCGUUUCAGAGAGAGUAAGCCACUUUGAUGCCUCUGUGGACAGGCCACCUUCCAAACUGCAGGAGGCACGUCGUGUCUUCGAGAGGAAUCUUCAAGAGAAGGAGACCACCAAUCGUAUCUUCUUGCGCAAGGAACGAGGAGGCUUCCAAGACCGAAAACUGGAUGUAGUAGUAAGGUUUGGAGGGAGCACAGAGUCUCUUGAUAGGUUGGACACAGAUGCCGUGUCGCCAACAGUUAGCCAGUUGAGUGCUGUUUUUGAGAACGCAGACCUCCGCAACAACCUUCACAAAAUUCCUAUUAAGGGUCCAAACAGCCGGCGUACCAGACUCUUCCAGCCUGAGGUAACCAAGGAAGUUGACACUGACAAGAAAACCGUGGUAAAGGUGGCUGAUGGGCCUCAAAGGCCAGGCUCGGUUCAGGAAAUCUGUAAAAUCAAGCCAGUGGAGGUGGAAGAAAGUGGGGAGUCAGAAACAGAUGCUUUAAAGGAAACUGUGGUAACAAAAGAGGAGAAACCUAUCAAAACCGGGACUGAAAAUGGGGGUUCAGAGGUCAAGGGGGUGACAGCACGGGAGGGUGACUUGGAGGAAGAUGUUGAAGGAGAAACUGUUGAAGAAGACUAUAAAAGGGAAGACUGGUCUGAGGUUGAAGUUAUAGAGCUCAGCGCCUACAGUGGACUUGGGGAGGAUUCUGGGGGCAGUGGUUUGGAGGAAGAUGAGGAUGGGUUUUAUGAAGCGAUAACAAGCUGCCAGGAGAUUGAGGGUCUGUCUGAAGAAGAGGAGCCAGCACCAACAAGGAAAAUACGCUUCAGUACAGCCCCUAUAAAGGUGUAUAGCACCUAUUCCAAUGAGGAGUACGACAGGCGUAACGAGGAUGUGGACCCAAUGGCGGCCUCAGCUGAGUAUGAGCUGGAGAAGCGGGUGGAAAGGCUGGACCUGUUCCCCGUGGAGUUAGAGAAAGACUCUGAGGGACUGGGAAUCAGUAUUAUUGGGAUGGGAGCCGGAGCUGACAUGGGACUGGAGAAGUUGGGAAUAUUUGUCAAGACGGUGACAGAGGGUGGAGCUGCCCACAGAGAUGGAAGGAUCCAAGUAAAUGAUCUUUUAGUGGAAGUCGAUGGGACAAGUUUAGUGGGUGUCACCCAAUCUUUUGCCGCGUCUGUCUUGAGGAACACAAAGGGACAUGUAAGGUUUUUAAUUGGUCGGGAAAAGCCUGGAGAACAGAGUGAGGUGGCCCAGCUGAUUCAACAGACUUUGGAACAAGAAAGGUGGCAGAGGGAGAAUAUGGAGCAGCGAUAUAAUCAGUGCAAUGAGGAUGAUGAAGAGACAGGGGAGUAUGCAACAGAUGAAGAAGAUGAAGAGAUGAGCCCUAUGUUCCCAGGUGGGGAACUGGCUAUUGAAGUGUUUGAACUUCCUGAAGGAGAAGAUGCCCUGUCCCCAGUGGAGAUGGACCCUGAGAAGCUAGUGCACAAAUUUAAAGAGUUGCAGAUCAAACACGCAGUGACUGAGGCUGAAAUUAAACAACUUAAAAGAAAGCUGGCAGGUCUUGAACAGGAACGUUCUCGUUGGAGGAUGGAGAAGGCUCAGUUGCAGCAAAGUGUUCAGGAGAAUAGGGAACGUGUGGAGAAACUACAGGGGUAUUGGAUGGAGGCUCAGAAUUUGUGCCAAGCAGUGGAUGAGCAUUUAAAGGAGACGCAAGCUCAGCACCAGGGACUGGAACGCAAGUAUGGCAAAGCAAAAAGACUCAUCAAGGACUAUCAGCAAAAGGAGCUGGACUUCCUGAAGAAAGAAGAAAUGCAGAAACAGACACUGGAGGAGGUUGAAACUGCACAUGCUACAGAGAUUCAGAGGCUACAAGAGAAGGUCUCUGAAUUAGAGAAGAAGCUUUUGACUCUCCAGUCAAACACCACCGCCUAGAUUCCGUAUUAUGAGGGCUAAGGCAAUUUUGUUGGUGGAGCUCACUGCUUGUUCCACCUGCAGGAUCUCAACUCCUUCUCCCCCACAACCCCCCCCCCCCUCCCAGUGAUAGAACUAAGGACAAUCUCUGCCUUCCAUUGCUCAUUUACUUUCCCUGUUAUUAAAGUGAGGGGGGAGCUCCUCUGUGACCUGGACUCAUGGUUCUUCAGGAUCUUCUUACUGGACAAACAAGGAGUCCCAGUGGGCUGCACAGUUCAUUUGAUAGCGCCACUUUGGCCUGUAUCUUCUUGAGGCCACAGGAAUGUUUUACACAGUUGUUUUGUGGUCCUUGUCAAUUGACAGCUUUGUGGCCUAUAUUCUAUGGUGGCCUUGCAAUGACUUUGGGACCCUCAUAUUGCUUGGAUAUUUUAGGCCCUCUAAUGGCCUAAGGAAUGAACCAUGGCCCUUCACCUGGGACUUUGCGUGUCUCUGUGCUGUGUCUGUGCUGGUGGUCUGUGUCUCUUACUUGCCUUAGCAUCACAUGCAAGGUUUGUUUGGCACUUACCCUUACUUCCCUCUCUCUCUCUAUCUCUAUACUGUAGCGCCUCCCUUUCCUUUCCUUGCACUCACAGAGUGAGUGUGCCGAGCAUUGCCCGAAUGACAGGUUGUGUGUAAGGCUGUGCGUGCGUAACUUAAAAAAUGUGUGCGUGUGUAAAAAUGUAGUUAGCUGUGGAUGUACUGUAAUGUGUGUUAAAAUGAAUAUAGGAUAUGCCAACACACAUGCAGACUGAUAGGUACACAUCUAAUACAUAUGAAUACACACUCACACAUACCUAACAGACCACCACAAUAGUAAGUUCCUUAAAAGCUACUCAAGUUAUACAUACUGGUCCUGGGACUUGUGACCAGCUCAGUUAACCUCCAGGGCAUGUAAACUCAUCAAAGUGUUGCUUAUAUGCUGUGUAUGUUGUGUGUGUAUCUGUAAAUAGAUACACACAGAUACACAAACCUGCUUUGGGGCAACACAGAUACGUUGAUGACAGCUGUAUAUAGUUCUGUAUAAAUGUGAGUCAGUAUCUGCCUCUGACAUUGCCACCUGCACCAAAAGUAAGCCAACCACAAAGCCGGGGCAGAUGUUCUGAAUUGAAUGCAUCAUGGCAUUGCCAGGAUAUUGCUGGUAUCCAUCUUAACUGCUGAUUAGCAUUAUUUUAAAGGAAAACCUACACCAAAAAAAAGACAACAGUUCAGACCAAUUUUUACAAAACAAAACCUUGGAACUGGGUCAUGAAAUCUGGAAAAAGCCCUUAAUUUGAUCAGUUUUAUGACAAGGCAUCUAAAGCACCCAGUUAAAAAGGAAAGUUUUUUCAGUCUUCAUUUAAAUGGGCAAUUCUCCUUUGAAUUAAAGUUUAGCAUGAUUUUUUUGUUUUGCAAUUUGUCCUUUACAUUAAGAAUUUAACCUGUUAUCUGCUUGCUAGGGUUAAAUGUACCCUAGCACCUACCAUAACCCUUGUAUUGUGUUAAAAUUCAAAUGCAAAAAUAAAGAAAGGAGGUGUGAGUUUUGGGGUGGCAUGACAUGCUAUGGGAUGGGUCUGACUAAAUAAAUUGCAUUUUUCAUACAACUCUUCUAGGUUUUCACAUAGUAUGUAUGGAGAGAAACCAUACAUCUAGGCUAGCAUAGGUCUUCCCUGGUACUAAGCACCCUUUUUGAUGUAAUAAAAGGGUACAGGGUGCCUUGAAGACCAGAUUUUAGUCAUCCAGUUCCAAAGUUUAUGUACAUUGACUUAGAUGCCAUUUUCAUUAUUUUUUGCCAUUUAUGAAAAUUGGUGGGUGGGGUGUUUAUGUAGAAAAUCAGAUAGGAGGUCCAUUAGUACAUUUUGGGCAAAGAAUGGAUAGGGGGUGCGAGGGUGUGCUGCUAGUGAUGUGAAUGGUUAUAGGAAGGGGGCUGAAUGACAUUGUGCCAAAUUACUAUCUGUCUAUUUAUUGGUCUGUUACAGAAAAAAAAAACUUAAUAUUGAAAGGUUGUAUAAAUGUGAAGCUUUAUGAGUCCAUUUUUGGGAACAAGGAUCAAAGUGUUUGGGGAUUUGGGGGUCAUGAGAAAAAUUGAAAUUUGGCAUUAAACCAACUCUAAUUAUU
Xenopus tropicalis (tropical clawed frog) is the source of this 4637-nucleotide messenger RNA. RefSeq names its product protein phosphatase 1 regulatory subunit 9B (gene ppp1r9b). Lineage: Eukaryota; Metazoa; Chordata; Amphibia; Anura; Pipidae. Gene Ontology annotation, cellular component: plasma membrane bounded cell projection; actin cytoskeleton; synapse. The coding region runs from base 288 to 2525 and encodes 745 amino acids. The record is from RefSeq and is a predicted model, not a curated record. The transcript has 10 exons.